Xenopus tropicalis (tropical clawed frog) is the source of this 5733-nucleotide messenger RNA. RefSeq names its product UDP-GlcNAc:betaGal beta-1,3-N-acetylglucosaminyltransferase 2 (gene b3gnt2). The transcript has 2 exons. Gene Ontology annotation, biological process: glycoprotein biosynthetic process. Gene Ontology annotation, cellular component: Golgi membrane; membrane. Bases 574 to 1767 code for a protein of 397 amino acids. Gene Ontology annotation, molecular function: N-acetyllactosaminide beta-1,3-N-acetylglucosaminyltransferase activity; hexosyltransferase activity. The record is from RefSeq and is a predicted model, not a curated record. NCBI's taxonomy places the organism in Eukaryota, Metazoa, Chordata, Amphibia, Anura, Pipidae.
ACCCCUCACAAGCCGCCUAGCAACUCUCCUCAGAUGCGCCUUUAACACCUGUCCAGCUCUCACCUCUGCGCUAAGCGGCGUCUCUCCAUGCUACGCCCUUGCUGAUUGGUUGCCGAGGGAGUAAGGAUGACGCGCAUUGGGCGUACUCCCCUGUGUAGCUGCUAGACACGCCGCCGGCAGCAGUGUCUUAGUGUCGCGUUGUUUUCCUUCAGAGAGCAGGAGGCGCGUUGCUGCCUCUCGUAACCACUGGCAAUUUCCCCGGGCGCUGAUACUUACGGAUUACUACUAUUGCCUGAGCAGCCUGCGACUUUCUUCUACGUGUUUGGAUUUGCUUUUGUAAUGCGCAGAGCUCACUUCGGGUGAGGGUCUAGCGGCGGCGUGAAGCGAAAGCCAAACCUCUCCGCCAAGGGUUCCCCCUGCCUUUCCUGGCUGUUGGGCGCCGAGACAGGGCCACCUGAGGGGGAGGCAGCGGGGAGCUGCCGAGCGAUGAAGCAGGGGGGACGAUGAGCGGAUUUGGGGAAGACAGAGUCCAGAAGAAAAGACCGCACUGUCCGGGCAGACAAGGUAUGAGAAAUGAGUGUUGGAAGGAGAAGAUUAAAACUGGUGGGUAUACUGGCAAUGGUGAAUCUCUUCAUCUAUGUUAUUGUGGAAGUAUCAAGAAGCGACAGUCAAGACAAAAAUGCAGAUGGACAAAUUGUGAUACCAAAUGGCAAGUUCUGGAAAAAACGGACUGCCAGUAAUGCUUAUUGGAACAGAGAACAGCAAAAGCUAGACAGAUUGUAUAACCCAAUCUUAAAUCUGCUUAAUAAUGCUACUGUGGAAGAAAUGGUAGCUUCCAAUGCAAGUUUGUUGAACUCCUGUGACAUGGAUACAAAUGUCCGUGCGGAACUAAAAGAUUUUGACCAACUGCCAGACCGAUUUAAAGAUUUCUUUUAUUAUUUAAGAUGUAAGAAUUACUCUUUGUUGUUGGACCAACCAAACAAGUGUGUAGACAAGCCUUUUCUUCUAUUGGCCAUAAAAUCUUUAAUUCCCCAGUUUGACAGAAGGCAAGCCAUAAGAGAAUCCUGGGGAAAGGAACUGAAAAUAAAUAACAUGACAGUUGUAAGAGUGUUUUUACUGGGGGAGACGCCACCAGAAGAUAACUACCCUGAUCUUUCAGGCAUGGUUAAAUUUGAAAGUGAGAUCCAUAAGGACAUACUUCUCUGGAACUAUAAGGACUCCUUCUUUAAUUUAACGUUAAAAGAAGUUCUCUUUCUCAGGUGGGCAAGCCAUUCUUGUUCUAGUGCCCAGUUUAUCUUUAAAGGAGAUGAUGACGUUUUUGUGAAUACUCCUCUGAUCCUGGAUUACUUGAAAACGUUGUCUCCGGAAAAAGCCAAAGAUUUAUUUAUCGGUGACGUGAUAAAGGAUGCUGGACCUCACAGAGAGAAGACUUUGAAAUACUACAUUCCUGAAAGUAUCUAUGUAGGUUCUUACCCUCCGUAUGCUGGUGGUGGUGGCUUCCUAUACUCUGGCUCUGUAGCACAGCGGCUUUACAAUGCUACUUCUAGGGUUCUGAUAUAUCCUAUUGAUGAUGUGUACACUGGAAUGUGCCUCGAAAAAAUUGGCGUUUCCCCAGAAAAACACAAAGGCUUCAAGACGUUUGAUAUUGAUGAGAAACAGAAGAAAAGCAUUUGCUCUUACACAAACAUAAUGUUAGUACAUCCCAGAAAGCCUCAAGAAAUUAUUACGAUUUGGUCUAGGCUGCAAGACUCUCAGUUAAACUGCUAGCAUGGAUGAGUGAUGUGCCUCAGGAGGAAAUCCUAUAUUUGCACUGCAGAUGUUGGGGGGAGCUUGUGCACAUAGCACAUGUCUUUGCCAAUCUGAAUGUUUCCAAAGACUUCUGACUGUUCCCCGUUUAGCGUCUUCUCUUUCCUUAUGUAAACAAACUUCUGUACAUAAAUAUACUUGUGUGUGAUAUAGAUGGAAAAAUGAACCCCCUAUUGUACCAUAUAAGUAUUAAAUGUCCAUAUAAAGGCAUAAGGCUGCAACUUGAGAGCUUUUAUACAGGUCAUGGAAAUAUUUUUAUUUUACAACAGGGGAUACAUUAUUUUUCUGAUACACAAGUGUGUGACACAAUGACAUCACUAAGCUCCCAUUAUAACAAACGACAUCACACCAAGCAUCAUUUAUAAAGAUACAUUUUGCAGGUUAUUCAUUUACAUACACAUAAAUAUAUCAUUUUAACCUUUCAAAAAUACUAUACAUCUUAAAACAGGCGGUCUCAAGUUACGUGUGGAGUUUAUUGUAUGAUCAUAUGUUUCAACAUGUACAUACUGGUUGUUUUUUUUUUUUGUUUUUUUAAAUUAAAUAGAGACAUAGUUUUGUUUUUAAAGGAGCUUGAAGAAAGGUUAUUCUGACUGGCGUAGAACUAAACUGAAAUGUCAGUAGUUCAGCAUGUACUGCUCAGUGAACUGAUUCUUACCCUGAAGUGACUGAGAUAUUCUAGGAAUUUGUUCACUGUAGUGUGUCUAUUUUAUGCAGAACAUUUGUUAAACUUCUAAACUGUAAGUUCAUUAAAAGAUUGUCCCUGAUGCAUUAUCAAGUGCUGCUUAAAGGAUCAUUAGAAAAAAAAAUAUCCAGUAUUUUGGAUUCCCAGAGGCUUAGUAGGCCUGUUCCACUGAACAUGCUCAGAGUGGUUCUUAGAAGCACAGCUUUAUGGCUUGCUGGAAAUUCUCCAAGCAUGAACUUAAAGUGAGGUUACAUCUGCAAAGAACUUAUGCACAUGGGAAUUUAAAUCGUAUCUAUGUUGUUAGUUGGUCCCUCUUCUGAAGUUAUUGCAAUCUAGAGCAUCUGUUAUUUAUCUGCAGAAAAGAAGAUCGAGGGCUACUAGGAGGGGCACAGAUCUUUACUUCUAAAUGACUAUGAAUUGGUACAGAAGUCCAGUCAUAAGCUGUAGCAUUUGUACUUUGUUGAGCUUUAGUUCUCCUUUAAAAUAUUCUUUUCUUACUAGUGGAGUUAUGUAAUAGGACACUUGCCCACAUGCAGUAACCUACAGCAACCUAUCAGCAGGUAGCAUUUACCCAUCAGCUCAAACGGUUGAUUGGUUACUGUAGGUUAGUGCAGCGGGGCAAACGGUGCCUAUUAUAACAUGGUGGGAUGAGAAGAAAGUAUGUGAUACUUCAGCAUAAUGUACACCUUAGGGAAUCACCGCGCCCUCUCAAGUUAGCUGUUUGGCACAGUGACGUCGCCUGUAGGACAACACUGUUGUGUAUUCACAAUGUGCAUGCUAGCUUUACUAUAGGAAGCCGUUCUAAUUACACCUAAUAAACAAUAUUGUGUUCACCAGUUGCCUUUAAAUAUACUUGCUGUAUUUGUUUCCGGAAUCCAUAAAUAUUAAUUAAUAUUCAAGCAUUAUAUACUUUCCAUAUACAUUGGCAGCUUAGGGGUGUGUAUAGUUAUUUAAACUGCUUUUGUGAAGGCAUGACACCUUAAGAAAAUAGCUAAAAGACCUGGCAAUAUUUACUGAAGCCGAUGCUCGCUUCUAGGUAAACAUCCGUUAGGUUGGAGGUGACUGAACUUUCCCCCAAUAUCUCUGCAGUACUGUACAUAACAGUCUGUACACAAACUUCUGGCUUUAGAACUGUGUCAAGCUGUAUGUAUGCCUUAUGGUGAUGUUAGCUCUUAAAUCUAAUGUUACCCCCCUGAGCUCCACUUCAUUUUCCACUAAAAAUUGCCAGGUAUUCUCUAGUCCAACCUCUGAUACAGCCCACAAGAUACAAUAUUUAAAGUAGGAAGGAAGAUAUUCUUGUCUGAACAGAAGGCAAAAAUAAGAUGUUCUGUUUACUUUUUUUUUUUUUCUCCGCAGACAGGGUGCUUUAUAUUGGUUUUUAAAUGUCUGCUGGAUUACAUUUUCUUGCAUGCUUUUACUUCUUUAAACAGGGAACAUUAUCUCAUUAUUUCUAAAGAAAAAUCGGAAUCAUAACAUUAAAUUAGUUAGUGCCCAUCUUUUUUCUAGCUUAGAACCAGCUUGUGGGACAUAAAUGCAGUAGCAUCAGUACUGGCAUUUUUGAAAGGUGGCACAAAUGUGUUACAGUUCAACAUGCAGAAAGUCACUUGGAAUUGUUACUUUAUUAAAAAUAGUAAUCUAGUUCCUUCUUAUUUAUAAAGGAAUAUAUAUUUUUCUAGUCAGAGCCAAAUGCAAUAUUUUGUCAAAGGAGCAAAUCUAUUGGUUGAGCAGUACCCUGAUCUGAUAUUAAUGUUCUCUCAGUGAAGAGUAUAAGCUAUAACAUAUUGUGGGGUUGCCCACUUUUGCUUUAAAGCAGCAGCGCAAGUAGUGUUUUACAGCCAUGCUUUUUGGGGGGGGGGGGGAGAUCCUGGGACCAAACGCCAGAAAUGACUAUACCAAAUCAUUUAUGUACUCAUUUAUCAUAUUAUUGCUGGUUUUAUGAUGUCUCUAUGGGAUGCCAUUGCUGUAGAUUAUUCAGUUAUAUAGUUUCUAUUUCUUUCAAGAGUCACAGGAAGCAAUAGGGCUGUGGCCGGACAGCCAGAGACAACAGCAGCAGCAUAGACACUGGCCUGUGGCCCUUGCUAAACCUGCCCACACAUGCACCAAUAUUGUUUCAUAUGUUAUUCAGUGCGAGUAUGUUGGAUCAAUGAGACACAAGCUUUCAGAUAUUGGGCGGGGCAAGAUUUUGAUCAGGCACCAUUGAAGGCACCCGAGAAAAAUCUGAGUUUAGGACUGAAUUGUUAGGGGUAGAAUCCCUAUUGUUUCUAUUUCCAUGUAAACCUCAGCGGAGGGUGGGAACCCCCCAAUUGUAAGGUGUAUGGCCAGCUUUAGACUUUAGCAGUUGGUGGUGCAGUUGGCUGCCAAGAGGCUUUCCCUGUGCCUGAAGUUGCAUACAUCUAACUAGAGUCAGAUUUAUCAGAAAGAGCCAUGCUGGGCAUGCCAUUGGGUUAGACCAAUAAAAGGAGGAAAUAAACAAAGAUAUAGUGCAACUUUCAGGUGUUACGGCAAACAGGCAGCUGCUUCUCGGAGAAGUAGUAGUCACUUAUGUGUGCCAGAAGUAGAAUAACUCCUUUGAUCUAAAAUAGAUAUUGAUUAAAUGCCUGGAACUGUAUUCAAUCAAUAUUUCUAUCCCGAGGGAACAAAAAUACAUUGAAACUUUGUGCUGUUGCCCCUAAAGAAGACUAAAAGGUGUAUCAGAUCUUAGGGGGAAACUCCUAUUUGUCACUCCUUGCAGUUUUGUUUAUUAGUGGCAGUCAUUUCUCAAAGAAUGUGACUCUGUAUUGUCUUUAGUAGUACUACUGAGCUAUAAAUCCAAACCUACAGCUUUACUGACCAUCCAAAAUGAUCUUUGCAUGCAUUGCAGGGGAAUGUAUUGGAGGCUCGCAGGAUGCUUUGUGCAGGUUUCUCUGUCUUCCUUUAUCUAUAAUUCUGUUUGUUUGCACAUUCCUUAUAUUGUAUGUAUGUUAUAAAGCAUUUUUGGCUUGCAAUGUUUCUAAAACUUGAAGGAAUUUUAAAGGCUUUUUCCUUAUUAUAAACGUAAUUGUCAGGAAAAUGUCUCCAUGUAGAAGUGCCUGUGUUUUAUUUAUUAAGAUUAAAAAAACAAGAUGACCCUUUUUCUGCCCUUACUUUACACAAAUGUAAAUGUUUGUACACACAGUUCUAAGUUGAGUAUUUAACAGAGCAUGAGAAUUGCAGUUGAUGGUAAUUUGAAGUAGAAAAUAUAAUAAAGCUGUUAUUUUUUAAAUGGA